Messenger RNA from Ipomoea triloba (trilobed morning glory), 2025 nucleotides. Its product is annotated as probable lysophospholipase BODYGUARD 3. The record is from RefSeq and is a predicted model, not a curated record. The transcript has 4 exons. Bases 305 to 1762 code for a protein of 485 amino acids. NCBI's taxonomy places the organism in Eukaryota, Viridiplantae, Streptophyta, Magnoliopsida, Solanales, Convolvulaceae.
AUUGUGGACAUAUAUUAUCUGUGCAAGUCAAGAUUUCAGGAAGCUAACCUAGCUAGAUAGAGUUCUGAACACCCACAUUGCCAUUGCAUUAUCUCUCUUCUUUUUCUCCACUACCCUUUUGCAGAAAUUAAAGCCUCUGAUAUUCCACACCCAUUGCCCAUUCUCCCUUGUUUAAGAAUAUACCAUUGUUACCUUGGUGGCACUCUGAGUUUUUCUCCGCCUAAUGAGUGCCAUCACGGUAGUAAAAGGCCGGCCAUCUUUGUGAAUCUUGAGGUUUCAUUUUUUCUUAUUAUUUUGGGUGGCAAUGGCGGUUUCAGAGCGAACUAAAUGGGCUCUACUAAUGACGGGGAGAGCUGUGAACGAUGUUCUCGGUUUUGUCGUCUUCUCCGUCCUCGACAUUCUGGAUUUUGUCUUGUGUUACACUUACAAAGUGAUAGAUUUCAUCGUGGAAGCGGAGUGGAGGUCGUGUUACUGUUCCUCGUCCAAGGAAGCCAUAACCAACGGCGGCACGAUCUUGGUGUCGGAGCAAGGAGAGUCCAAGAUUUUGUGUCUAACCUCUUCUAGCAAGUUGCAGCUAGAAGAGGUUUCGGACACUCUGUAUACCCGGCCGUCGUUGGUGACCCAAGUCUCCAAAUCCACCGUGAAUGAGCUGAAGAUGCGGCGCAGAGUGGAGAGCAUUCGCCAAUCUUGCGGCGAGCAUCAUCAUAACAGGAUGAAGAAGGGCAGGGUGAGAUCAAAGUUCACCAUCAACUCCACCAUUGUUGAAAUCCUUCAAGGGAGGAUCGGAGGGAAGCCGUCGCAUCCCAUUCCCAGAUGGUCGGAUUGUGAUUGCGAGACUUGCAAUUCUUGGGCAUCUUCUUGCAAAGACACAUUAUUCGUCAAAGUCGAUGGCGCCAAAGAAAAUGCGCAAGAAGAUGUGUUGUUCAUCCACGGAUUCAUUUCCUCUUCUGCAUUUUGGACGGAGACGCUAUUUCCCAACUUCUCAAAGUCUACAAAAUCCACGUACCGGUUGUUUGCGGUAGAUCUGCUUGGGUUUGGGAGAAGUCCCAAGCCAACAGACUCCCUUUACACGUUACGAGAGCACCUAGACAUGAUCGAAAACUCCGUCCUCCACCCCUACAAGGUCAAGUCUUUCCACAUCGUGGCCCAUUCUUUGGGGUGCAUUUUGGCCCUCGCGCUUGCGGUCAAGCAUCCCGGACUAGUCAAGUCCCUCACAUUACUCGCCCCACCAUAUUUUCCGGCACCGAAGGGGGAACGAGCGACGCAGUACACAAUGAGACAAUUGGCGCCGAGACGGGUGUGGCCGCCGAUCGCGUUCGGGUCGUCCGUGGCGUGUUGGUACGAGCACGUAAGCCGGACGGUGUGUCUUCUCAUCUGCAAAAACCACCGCGUCUGGGAUUUUCUCACCAAACUCAUAACCAGAAACAGGAUAAGAACGUAUUUAGUGGAGGGAUUUUGCUGCCACACGCACAACGCUGCAUGGCAUACCCUACACAACAUUAUUUUCGGAACGGCCUGCAAAAUGGAAGGGUAUUUGGAGGUAGUGAAGAACCGGCUGAAGUGUGACGUGACGGUUAUCCAUGGCCGAGACGACGAGCUCAUCCCGGUGGAGUGCAGCUACAACGUGCAGUCAAGAAUCCCCCGGGCGCACGUUAAGGUGGUGGAGGACAAAGAUCACAUCACCAUUGUUGUUGGGCGGCAGGAGGCUUUUGCUAGGGAACUUGAACAAAUUUGGAGAAACUCAAGCAGUUCAACUACCUAGGUUCAAUAUAUACGUGUUGUGCAUCCUCUGAUGGUCCGAAACAACCACCCUACAUAAAUUAUUAUCUUGUGUCCGGUUUAAGGAAAUUGGACCGAGAAAUUCUGAUGUCCAUAAGGAAAUUAGGAGUUGAUCUUGCUUGAGUGGGCAAGUUAUAAUAUAUAGUACUCCCUACAUAUAUUGCUAAAUGUGUUACCGGGUUGGGAUGUCAAGUAUUUCUAUUUUAUUAUAUAAAGUAUUAUCAUAAGAAAAAAAAAACCCGAAAA